CCCUCGACGGCGGUCGGUACUUCAGGAAGAAAGCGAAAUUAUCAGGUUUAGGCAGCAAAAAGGCAGCGUUUUAUUCGCACAAAAGUUUCUCCAGUCAGUGCAGUUUUCUGCUAAGGACACGUGUGCGUAGUGAUGAGAAAAGUUUGAGCGGAAAAGAAGGAGGAACUUUCACGCGACUCGCGCGAGUGAUUAAAAGAUGGCAAAGCUAAUCACAAUCUCAAUUAUGAAGUUGGCGGUUUUAACUGGUCUGCUAAAAUUGUCCUUUGCGACCACGAUGGGUCUGCAGCUGGGCAGUGAUGAGAAUGGCAUAUCGUCCGGUGCAACUAGUCGACCUCCAGCGUACUUUGAGAUGAUCAACGACUACGAUCGAGCAGAGGAAGGAAGCAGCAGCAACAGCGGGGAGUUAGUGCCCGUACCGUACGGGCCCCUUGCCCAAACCAGCGAUCGGCGGAGUGUCGUCGAGUGCGGUGGAGUGUACAAGCGGUUACAGAGUGAAAUCCGUUCGCCCGGUUAUCCCGAUGGCUAUCAGACGCUUCUGCACUGCGAGUACACCUUCAAGUCACCGUUCGUGUGCAGCAGUCAGUAUCAUUUUCAGUUUCUGGACUUUUCUCUCGAACCAUCGCGUAACUGCAGCAAGGAUAGGCUCGUCAUUGGCGAGGAGGAAGUGCUCUGUGGCACGGUUAUCGGUUCGAAGCUGUACGAUGCUCCCGGUGGUCUGUUGAGGAUGAAGUUCGUCACGGAUGGAUGGCGUUCGGAGCGUGGAUUCCGGAUACUGGUCACUAGGCAACCGUGCAGCGAUGACAACGAGGCGGAAGAGUCCUCCACGGCCUACACCGUUUUUAGUACGAUUCAGGUGGCGGAGGAAGGGACGGAAUCGAGCGGGGAAGAGACAACAACCGUUGAGCCGGAGGGCGGGCACCAUCGGAAGGUAGUGAGCAGUCGGCAGGACAUUCCGCCGGAGUUUAAUCCCGGUGGCAAUGGAUAUCUGCCUCCUCCGACGAUGCAACCGACUUAUCCAACGCCGGGCUAUCCGACUCCGAUGAAUCCUUCUCCCCCUCUGGGUUAUCCGUGUCCGGCACCAUGUUUGUUCCCUUCGUGGGGCUGUUCGUCACCAAACUACCCUCCGCGAGUUCCCUGCGAUCCAAGAUAUCAGACAUGUCCACCGCUGUUCCCUGGAUAUCCUUCGUAUCCUCAGCAACCAUCACCGAGCUACCCUUCGUAUCCACAGCAACCACAACCAUCGUAUCCUUCCUACCCUCAGCAACCCUCUUAUCCUUCGUUUCCUCAAUUCCCGGGAUGCACCGGAAAUCCUUGUGUCCCAGGGACGCAAUAUCCGACCCCGUACUACCCCGGCUAUCCACAGCAACCUGGCACAGAAGGAACCAACUCGAUCGGUGGACCACCGCCCGGUUUCGAACCAGUUAAAUCCGAAUCAGAGGCCGAGUUUCCGGAACCCACAACCGAACGAGCGCCGCGUGAACCCGAACCACAGAGCCAAGUUUCGUUCGUCCCUGGGCUCGGUCCAUCGGCCUGCUGCCGGAACGCGUUCAGUCAACGGAGAUUCUAUCUGGCCAGUGCCAAUUUCCCGUCACAGUUCACAACCAACCAGGACUGUGUGGUGCAGAUACAGCGUCACUCACCCUUCGUUUGCCGUUUGGUGAUCCAUUUCAAGUUCUUCGCAUUCGGUAACGAUCAAUUCCCGGCCUGUCCCGGUGGGUUUGUCGAGAUCGAUGGGCGACGCAUUUGUGGAUGCCGAACGGGGCAAACCUAUCGGACGGUGGACUUUGGUCCGUACGCUUCCAAAACGAUUCGCAUUCACUCCGAUGCUGGGCGGUUUCCCGGUGUGCAAGGAUUUCUGCUCGACAUCUACCAGGAAGAGUGUCAACAGGGAGGUCCUUUGAAGCGUAGCGAUGAGGAUCGUUUAGUUCAGCGGCAUGUGCCACCGGUGGGGGAAAGGUAUGAGAUGGGUCGUGUGGAAGGAAGAGUACUACACGUUCCCGUGAAGACAGUGGAGACAACCAACAGUACGACCACUCGGCAGACGACACAUCAGUACUACUUCUACGAUAUGAACGAUGCACAGCCAGUACAGAAGCCCCAGGAGCCAGUAGGUGCCGGAACGUUCCUGACGCCAGUAUACCAGCGACCUGGCGCUGGUUUGGAGAAGUUUGUUCAACCUGGCUACGCUCCGCCGCAGCUUGUCGGUGGUGGUGGCAAUCGAUGCGUGUUCACGACAGCUGAUUGGUUACGUCUGAAGCUUGACUGGCUGUGGAUCUUUAAGCCCGUUUGCUUGGUUUAAUUAAGGGUUUGGAGCACGUUGGAGUGAAUGUAAUUGUAACACGAUAAGA
Messenger RNA from Anopheles aquasalis, 2348 nucleotides. RefSeq lists its product as uncharacterized. NCBI's taxonomy places the organism in Eukaryota, Metazoa, Arthropoda, Insecta, Diptera, Culicidae. The record is from RefSeq and is a predicted model, not a curated record. Gene Ontology annotation, molecular function: serine-type endopeptidase activity.